AUGGUCUGCCGCCUCUUCUUAGGGGCAGUUGCCCUUUCAGUGUGUAUGGGCACUCUACGGGCAUCCGAUGCCCCACAAAGCAGCACUUCCAUACAUAUGAAGGCUGAGGAGGUAUGGGGCCAUGUUUUCUGCGACCCCGUGUUAAUGCCAAGCCUUACGAUAGCCCUUAACGGGACUCCCCUUGGAAAUACAACUUUGCUGCCAGCAUUCCACAAAAGCCCGGCGUUUGGAAGAAGCACUGCUGUGGGCAGCUAUACAACGGGGUCGCCAUCACUUGAAUUCAGGCUGCCUCCUCUGCUCCCUGGCUCUUACCUUCUUGAGGUGCUGCACCCCAGCCUGAUCUUCCCAAAGUACAGGGUUGUUACAACGAGCAGCAGCAGCGAAGUGUACCUGCUGAAUGAGUACGUCAUGCCUACCAGUUUGUCCCCACUGCCGAUGCCUGUCACUGUGGCGCCCACAGGCGUCCCGCGAUACUUCCCCGCACAGGGCGGCUUCAGCAUAUUCGACUUGCUGCGACAGCCCCUCGUCAUCCUUGUACUUGUGUCUCUCGGCAUAAUGUACUUCCUCCGCAAAAUGCAAGAGGCGCAGACAGAGGCGGAGAGUCAGCAGCAGGAGCAGGAGUUGCCCGAGCAGCAGGCCGUGGAUUCCUUGCACCAAGAAGCCCCAGAGUCUGCCUUCGUCGCGAAGCUGAUACGACAAGGCGGGCACUAA
Molecule: messenger RNA, 711 nt
Organism: Eimeria necatrix
Lineage: Eukaryota; Apicomplexa; Conoidasida; Eucoccidiorida; Eimeriidae
Exons: 1
Coding region: 1-711 (236 amino acids)
Cellular component (GO): EMC complex
Source: RefSeq, a predicted model, not a curated record